AUGAACAACUUCCGCUGGCGCAUCAAGAACCGCCAGGUCAAGCGGUAUGGCGGGGUGUACCUGGUUGUCACGUCGAAGACGGUCACCUGCUGCGUGGCCGACGCGGCCGUCGUCUCGCAGAUCGUCAACGCCAGGAACGAGUUCCCCAAGCCGAUCUGGCAGUAUAGUCCGUUUCCUUGUCUGCCGUGCGAGGAUAAAGAAUGGGCCCAUCACCGGCGCCACACAGCGACAACCUUCAACGAGAGAAAUAACGAGCUCGUAUGGAAGGAGUCCAUCCGCCAGGCCACCGAGAUGCUGCACUACUGGCGCCAAACCGCCUCCCCCCGCCCCGACACCCUCGCCCUCAACGACAUCAGCGAGGACAUCGUGCAGUUCAGUCUGAACGUCAUCUCGGGCGCCGGCUUCGGCGUGCAAAUCCCCUUCAAGCCAUCCCUCUCCCGCGCCAACAGCCCCAACGACGCCGACAUCUUCCAGGACACAGCCUGCCCACCGCCGGGCUUCGACUUCACCUUCCGCUCCGUCGUGGCAUACACAGACGUCAAGAUCCGCACCGUCGUCUUCGCGAACCUGAUGCUCCCGCGCUGGCUGCGCCGGCCGCUCGCCCCGUUUCUCAGGCGCGCUUUUGCGGCGCACCGCGACCUCGAGAACUACAUGAAGCGGCUGAUCGAGACCGGGUCCGCGUCGUUCGCCGGCGCCCACGGGACGAAGGAAACGGCGUCGAAUCUGAUCCACGGCAUGCUGGCGUCGCGCGCAGACGCCGCCGACAAAGCGAAGGGCCUCUCCGACCGCGAGAUCAUCAGCAACAUGCACAUCUUCACGCUGGCCGGCCACGGCACCACCGAGACCUCGCUGAAGUACGCGUUCGUGCUGCUGGCGCUGUCUCCGCGCGUGCAGGAGUGGCUGCGCCAGGGGAUUCUCGACGCGGUUGGAAAUGAACCCGCAGAUCCGGCGCAGUGGGAUUACGCCGCUGUGUUUCCUAAACUGGUCACCCCGUUGUGCGUGAUGGUAUGCUCCCCCCAAGCCAGUCGCGCGCUCUCAAGAUCCUAA
Aspergillus terreus NIH2624 is the source of this 1047-nucleotide messenger RNA. RefSeq lists its product as uncharacterized. The transcript is spliced from 2 exons. NCBI's taxonomy places the organism in Eukaryota, Fungi, Ascomycota, Eurotiomycetes, Eurotiales, Aspergillaceae. Gene Ontology annotation, molecular function: oxidoreductase activity, acting on paired donors, with incorporation or reduction of molecular oxygen; monooxygenase activity; heme binding. Bases 1 to 1047 code for a protein of 348 amino acids. The record is from RefSeq and is a predicted model, not a curated record.